AUGGCGAAUCUACCUCCAUCUCUCUCCAUGGGCACACCUUUCGGUGGUCCGAGCACAUCGACCCAGAUUUCUACCGGAGCUCCGGCGAACAAAGAUCGGAAUUUGGCCUCCGCGGAGCAGUUGGUUCUCGAUCUCAGCAAUCCUGAACUCAGAGAGAAUGCUCUUCUCGAGCUUUCCAAGAAAAGAGAACUGUUUCAGGAUCUGGCGCCUCUCUUGUGGAACUCUUUUGGUACCAUUGCUGCAUUGUUGCAGGAGAUAGUAUCAAUCUACUCUGUUCUUGCACCUCCAAAUCUGACUCCUGCUCAGUCGAACCGUGUUUGUAACUCACUCGCCCUUCUUCAGUGCGUAGCAUCUCACUCCGAUACGAGAAUGUUAUUUCUCAAGGCUCACAUCCCUUUAUACCUUUACCCCUUCCUUAAUACAACGAGUAAGUCAAGACCCUUUGAAUACUUGCGGCUUACUAGCUUAGGUGUCAUUGGUGCACUUGUGAAGGUUGAUGAUACAGAGGUCAUUAGCUUCCUUCUUUCAACUGAAAUCAUUCCUCUGUGCCUCCGUACCAUGGAGAUGGGGAGUGAGCUGUCAAAAACAGUUGCGACAUUUAUAGUCCAAAAGAUAUUGUUGGAUGAUGUGGGAAUGGAUUACAUCUGCACAACAGCAGAGCGGUUUUUUGCAGUUGGUCGAGUGUUGGGCAAUAUGGUUCAGUCACUUGUGGAGCAGCCUUCUCCUCGCCUUUUGAAGCAUAUCAUUCGUUGUUAUCUCCGUUUAUCAGACAACCCAAGGGCAUGUGCUGCACUCGGAAGCUGUCUCCCUGACUCGCUACGAGAUGGAACCUUUAGCAAUUGUCUUCGUGAAGAUCAAAUCGCAAGGAGGUGGCUGCAACAGUUGGUUCACAAUGUUGGAGUUGGUCGAGUCCCAGCACAUCAAGGUGGAGGAUUUGAGCACAUGCUUUGA
Arabis nemorensis is the source of this 951-nucleotide messenger RNA. Lineage: Eukaryota; Viridiplantae; Streptophyta; Magnoliopsida; Brassicales; Brassicaceae. The record is from the annotation of a GenBank genome assembly.